This is a messenger RNA of Venustampulla echinocandica, 2229 nucleotides long. Its product is annotated as Eukaryotic translation initiation factor 3 subunit B. NCBI's taxonomy places the organism in Eukaryota, Fungi, Ascomycota, Leotiomycetes, Helotiales, Pleuroascaceae. Gene Ontology annotation, biological process: translational initiation. Gene Ontology annotation, cellular component: eukaryotic translation initiation factor 3 complex. The record is from RefSeq and is a predicted model, not a curated record. The coding region runs from base 1 to 2229 and encodes 742 amino acids. Gene Ontology annotation, molecular function: RNA binding; translation initiation factor binding; translation initiation factor activity. The transcript is spliced from 3 exons.
AUGGCGCCCAGUUUUGACCAUCUGCCAGACCCAGAGGAGGAUGAAUAUGAUGAGGAGGAGCUCGACUUCAGCGAUCUACACCAACGUUACGAGGUUCAACUUGAGCAAGGGUUGGAUACCUUUGUUGUGAUUGAUGGCCUACCAGAGGUCACGGAGGAAACGAGACCAAAGCUUAUCAAGUUUUUGCUACGGAAGUUGAAUGCCGUGGGCAGGACUCGGGAAGACUCGAUAUACAUGCCUAUCGGAGAGGAUGGCAAGUCCAACAAAUUCGCAUUCGUGGAAUAUUCCACUGCAGCCGAAGCAGUUGCCGCUUGCAAGGCUCUCGACCAAGUCCAACUCGACAAGAAGCAUCAGCUGAGAGUUAACAAGCUGACGGAUAUUGAGCGAUUCGGCCGGGAAGGACGUGUCGAUGAACAAUACACGCCUCCAAAGAUGGACGCAUUUAGUGAGAAGGAGCAUUUGCGAUCCUGGUUGGCUGAUCCUAGUGGCCGUGGUCGGGAUCAAUUUGUUAUGUACAAGGACGACCGGGUAGCAGUGUACUGGAACAGCGAAAAAGACGCCCCGGAAUCCAUCGUGGAUCGCCAACACUGGACCGAGUCAUUUGUCCAGUGGUCGCCACAAGGAACAUAUCUUACCUCAAUGCAUCAGCAGGGUGUGCAACUUUGGGGAGGUCCAUCGUGGACUAGACAAAAGCGAUUUGCUCAUCCAUUUGUCAAUUUGGUAGACUUCUCUCCCGGAGAAAAGUACCUUACUACCUGGUCAAAUCGCCCCAUCUUAAUCCCUGAGGAAGGCCACCCAGCAUUAUCUGUCGAUGAUGAUGGCAAGAACUAUGUUAUCUGGGAUAUCGAGACCGGCAAACCUCUACGCUCCUUCGCAAACAUCGAGCUUCCAAGCAAUAGUACGGAUGAAGCAGGCCAGCCCAUCAAGAGAAAGAUUAUCUGGCCAGCGUUCAAAUGGUCAUCUGAUGAUAAAUAUGUUGCCCGAUUAACGCAAGGUACUGCAAUCUCCGUUUAUGAGCUACCCAAUAUGGUUCUUCUCGACAAGACUACGAUCAAGAUUGAGGGCGUUAUGGAUUUCGAGUGGGCACCUGCCACGCCUCACCGAGAUGGUGUGAAGACAUAUGAGCAGUUGUUGUGCUAUUGGACCCCUGAAAUCGGUAGUAACCCUGCGAAGGUGGGCCUGAUGAGCAUCCCCUCAAAGGAAGUCGUCAGAACCAUGAACCUCUUCAGUGUUACGGACGCAAAACUCCAUUGGCAAUCUGAUGCCUCGUACUUGUGUGUUAAAGUUGACCGACACUCCAAAUCAAAGAAGUCAUUGGCUACCAGUCUUGAAAUCUUCCGUGUCCGCGAAAAGGGAGUGCCAGUCGAAGUGGUCGAUUCCAUCAAGGACACUGUCAUCAACUUCGCAUGGGAGCCAAAGGGCGACAGAUUUGUCAUCAUUACUACGGCUGAAGUGGUUGCCCCGUCUGCUGUUCCGCCAAAGACGUCCGUUUCAUUUUACUGCCCGGAGAAGGUCAAGGGUCCCGGUGUUGGCAACUUCAAGCACAUCCGGACUUAUGACAAGAAGAAUAGCAACGGUAUCUAUUGGUCUCCAAAGGGUCGAUUUGUCAUCGUUGCUACAGUCCACUCCCAGCAAAGUUACGAUAUGGAAUUCUUCGAUAUGGACUUUGAAGGAGGAGAGAAACCAGAGAGCGAAAAGGACUUAACGGCGAACCUGCAACUCAUGAAUACUGCUGACCAUUAUGGCGUUACUGAUAUUGACUGGGACCCUACUGGCCGAUUUGUCGCCACCAGCGCCAGUAUCUGGAAGCAUGCUAUGGAAAAUGGCUACCAUCUGUACGACUUCAAGGGCGAGCAGCUCCGUGAGGAGCCCGUGGAGAAGUUCAAGCAAUGGCUUUGGCGCCCACGACCACCAACGCUGCUUACCAAGGAAGAGCAAAAACAAACUCGCAAAAAUCUGCGCGAGUUUAGCAAGAUCUUCGAACAAGAAGAUGCAGACCGAUACGCAUCAGCCGAUCUUGCUGUUGUCGAGCACAGGAGAAGAUUGCUAGAUGAGUGGAUGGCGUGGAGAGCAAGCGUGGAAGAGGAGGUCGAGGAGGAGCGGGAGGCUAGAGGUCUACCACAGGAUCCAAUCGAGGGCUUGAUUAAGAAGACGGAUGAGAGCGAGGAUCAAGUCAUCGAAGAGAUUGUCGAAGAAAUCGUGGAGGAGUCUGAGGAGAUUAUGCCGUGA